CUAAAUCUGAUCGUUUUAAAUUUUCAAUAUUCAAACUACGUACAAUUAGCGUUAUAAUAGAGCACAUGAAGAAAACGUGUGCAAUGUUUGGAGGUGUUGAAAGUUUAAAUGAAUAUUACGGUAGUUCGAAUGGACAGAUUGGCCAAGAUUUUUCUAUUCCUGAGAUACAAAUGUCCUUAAUAAGCGGUAAAGAAGCAAACAGCAUAAAGAAAAAUUCUGAAAUUCAAAUGGAGAAGCCAAAAAAUACAACAGAAGAGAAGUUCGUAGAAAAAGACAAGUGGGGCAAAGAUAUCGAAUUUCUUCUGUUGUCUGCACUUAGUGUCGGUUUGGGGAAUGUCUGGCGAUUUCCAUUUACUGUACUUGAGAAUGGAGGAGGUGCCUUUGUGUUUCCAUACAUCAUCGUAUUAUUACUUGUGGGCAAGCCGCUCUACUACAUGGAAUUAUUACUGGGUCAAUUUUCGUCACGCGGUUGCAUCAAAGUGUAUGAUAUGGCGCCGGCAAUGCGUGGCAUAGGAAUCGGGCAAGUUAUAUCAACUUGCUUUGUUACAACAUAUUAUGCUUCAUUGAUGGGUCUUACAAUACGCUAUUUUCUCGCAUCAUUUAAUGAUCCAUUACCAUGGAGUCAGUGUAAGGAUGAAUGGAAUGUUUCGUGCAUUGAUAGUAGCUUAAAGUCAAUUAAUUUCUCGGAUGAAAGACCUAAAUCAUCAGCGGAGUUGUAUUUCAUAAAAGACAUAUUAAAGGAAACGAGUACGAUUGACGAUGGAAUCGGUUAUCCAAAUUGGCAAUUAGUAUUAUGCUUGAUAUUUGCCUGGAUUUGUAUAGGUGGAAUUCUAAUAAAAGGAGUCAAGAGUUCAGGAAAGGCUUCAUACUUCCUUUCCAUAUUUCCUUAUGUUGUUAUGAUUAUUCUUCUCAUACGUUCUGCAACACUCGAGGGUGCAAUCGAUGGCAUGAUUUAUUUCAUUAAACCACAAUGGAAUAAAAUAUUUGAAGCACAAGUAUGGUAUGCUGCAGUUACGCAAGUCUUCUAUUCUCUUGCUGUUUGCUUCGGUUCAAUAAUCAUGUAUUCAUCAUACAACAGAUUCGAUCAAAACAUAUACAAGGACGUGAAUAUCAUAAUGCUUCUUGACACGGGAACUUCAUUGUUAUCAGGCUUCAUAAUAUUCGGAAUAUUAGGUCACUUGGCACACAUAAUGAAAGUCGACGACAUUCAAAAAGUAACAAAGAGCAAUAUAGCGCUUGCUUUUAUGGCAUAUCCUGAAACAAUAGCCAAAAUUGAUUUCAUUCCACAGUUUUUUUCAAUGUUAUUUUUUAUUAUGCUGUUCGUAUUGGGCAUCGGAAGUAAUAUUGGAAUGACAAGCUGUGUGAUUACUGUAAUCAAAGACAAAUUCCCAAACAUAAAAAAUUGGAAACUUGUUCUUAGCAUUGCACUUGUUGGUAUAGCUAUUGGGAGCAUUUACACGACACCGGGCGGACAGUUUCUAAUAAAUUUUCUAGACUUUUAUGGUGCAUCGUUUGUUGCAUUAAUACUAGCAAUAAUUGAAUUGUUAACUGUCAGAUGGAUUUAUGGUGUUGAUAGACUUUGUGACGAUAUUGAAUUCAUGUUAAAAAGGAAGACAUCCACAUACUGGAGAAUCUGCUGGAAGUAUAUUACACCAACAAUGAUGAUUGCAAUUUUUCUUUACUUUGUAUGGACGUGGAAAUCGAUAACUUAUCAAGGCUAUGAGUAUCAUCCCAACAUGCAUGCAUUAGGAUGGUGCAUUUCAUGUUUCUGCCUCAUUCAAGUUCCUAUUUGGGCAAUUUAUGCUGUAAUAAAACAAGAAGAGAAAACUUGGAGUAAGAAAAUCAUUAAUGCCUUUAAGCCAAAUUCAAAUUGGGGACCAAACGAUGCUGUUAAAAGUAAGUUACACCAAAAGGAUGAAAAAUUAUGGAAAUGAGAUUAAGCUUUAUGACUCUUUUCUGGUUAAAGAAAACGAGAACGUCGCUUUGCUUGAAAAGAGUGGAAGGAAUUUUAAUUAGAGUAUGUUUGUGAUUGAGAAAAAGGUUUAGGUAUUGAAUUUCUUGAAAAAAUUUUCUUAUUUUUUUUUUUUGCUAGAUGCUUUAAAUUUUCAACAAAAAAAAAGUUGAACUUGAGGUCUUU
This is a messenger RNA of Chironomus riparius, 2137 nucleotides long. NCBI's taxonomy places the organism in Eukaryota, Metazoa, Arthropoda, Insecta, Diptera, Chironomidae. The record is from the annotation of a GenBank genome assembly.